Molecule: messenger RNA, 1392 nt
Organism: Periconia digitata
Lineage: Eukaryota; Fungi; Ascomycota; Dothideomycetes; Pleosporales; Periconiaceae
Source: the annotation of a GenBank genome assembly
CCGCAUUGCUUCUUCUAUAGGAUAUACAACAUGGGUGCCGGAGCUUUUGUAGAACCGCUGGUUGUGGUUUCCCUUCUCUUCGGUGGCACAUUUGUAAACCGCAACACACAAUACCGAUUGUUCAACCGCCAGCGCACAUCAUCUCCCUCUCCUCGAUCUCCUUCACCAUCAUCCGACUACCUUUCGAGCUCUAGUCACUCAAGUCCUCGCCAUAGCACGUCACUUCUCGAUAGCCACCACUCGACAUCACUUUUAGCACACCAGGAACCGCACUGGCGGAAAAGGAAAGUCAACAUCUUGGGAUGGAGGAAGGAAACUGUGAGCCCAAACACGAAGAGAUUUGAGGACUACUUCUUGAGUAGGCUCUUGAAGAAGUUUCCAUUCUUGGUGGAGGCAUGGUAUUGGGCAUUGAUCUACUGGGUCUACCAACUCGGGCGCGCAUUCACAGCAAUCACUCUUGUAGAGUCAACCGUCGACGUCGCCCGUUCUCAUGCGCUCCAAAUCAUCCACCUCGAACAACGCCUCCACAUCUUCCUAGAACUGCCAAUUCAGCAUUGGUUCCUCCAGCACCCCAUCCUCAUGCACUGGACCAACCGCAUAUACUCGUUCAUCCACAUCCCCGGCACCAUUCUCUUCCUCGUAUGGCUCUUCUACUAUACCACCACUCUCACUCCAUCCUCACUCCCCUUACCAAACAACAAACCCACACGAGAAGCAAUCGGAUCUCCCGCAGGCCCGAAACUAUACGCCGCCCGCCGCCGCACAAUGGCCGUAUGUAAUCUCCUCGCCUUCAUCGUCUUCACUCUCUGGCCAUGCAUGCCUCCACGCCUGCUCUCCGAUCCAAAAGUCCCGGGCACAGUCGGCAGAGAAUCGCGAAGCUACGGCUUCGUCGACACAGUCCACGGCAAAGGCGGCGAAAGCAGCGUCUGGACAACAAACAAAUGGUGCAACCAAUACGCAGCUAUGCCAUCUCUACACUUCGGAUACAGUCUCCUCAUCGGUCUUACCAUCAUGUCGAUCCCGCUCGCUCCGCAGCACAGCAAAUCCAGCGUCCUCGCUAUUCCCUUCUGCAAGACCCGUAGUUGGAGAAUGCGAGUCCCGAGUUCGAGACGGAUGGUCUGUUUGGCGCUCGGUGCGGCGUAUCCGACAAUUAUCCUGCUCGCUAUCAUCGCGACGGCUAAUCACUUCGUCUUGGAUGCUGUUGCCGGUGCCAUUGUCUGCGCGACGGCGUGGAAUGGGAAUCGUAUGCUUUUGAACCUUUUGCCCGUCGAGGAUUACUUUUUGUGGUGCGUGAGGAUUCAUAAACCGGAGAGACGGACACGGUUUGUGGAUGCGCAUGGUGAUGAGGAGAAGAGGGAGAGGGUGUAUGCUAAGGGUGGGUUCAUUGUUUAA